Equus caballus (horse) is the source of this 933-nucleotide messenger RNA. The record is from RefSeq and is a predicted model, not a curated record. NCBI's taxonomy places the organism in Eukaryota, Metazoa, Chordata, Mammalia, Perissodactyla, Equidae.
AUGGAAGAUAAGAAUCAGACAGCAGUAACUGAACUUCUUUUCUUGGGCCUCACAGAUCAUCUUCCUGAGCAGAUUGUCCUCUAUAUCAUGCUUCUCCUUGUCUAUCUUGUCACACUGGGGGGUAACUUGGGGAUGAUCACUCUCAUAUGGAUUGAUCACAGCCUCCACACUCCUAUGUACUUUUUCCUUAGCCACUUGUCCUUUGUAGAUAUUUGUUCCUCCUCUUCCAUUGCCCCCAAGAUGCUGUGUGAUACCUUUGCGGAAAAAAAAGGAAUCUCUUUCAUGGGUUGUGCUGCACAGAUGUGGUCAUUUGGUCUCUUUAUUGCAACUGAGUGUUUGCUCCUUGCUUCCAUGGCAUAUGAUCGGUAUAUGGCCAUCUGUAAGCCUUUGUUGUAUACACUCCUUAUGAGGCAGAGGGUCUGUAUGCAGUUGGUGGUAGGACCUUAUGCCACAGGUCUGAUAAGCACAAUGACUCACACAACUCUCACUUUUUGCUUACCCUUCUGUGGUCCAAAUAUUAUCAAUCACUUCUUCUGUGACAUUUCACCACUUCUUUCCUUUGCAUGUGCAGACACCUGGAUUAAUAAGUUAGUGCUUCUUAUCUUGGCUGGAGCUAUAGGAGUACUCAGUGGCCUGAUCAUCAUGGUCUCCUAUGUUUUCAUCCUGGUGGCCGUCUUGAAGAUCCAGACAGCUGAUGGGAGGCAAAAAGCUUUCUGUACUUGUUCUUCUCACCUGACAGCUGUCUCCAUCCUAGGUGGGACUCUUUUCUUUAUCUAUGUUCGGCCUGGCUCAGGUUCCUCCCUUGAUAUCAAUAAACCUAUUUCUCUAUUUUAUACUGUGGUAAUCCCAAUGUUGAACCCCCUCAUCUAUAGCUUGAAGAACAAGGAAGUAAAAGAUGCCUUCAGGAGAAGGUUGAAAGGAAAAAUUCUCUAA